Gavia stellata (red-throated loon) is the source of this 894-nucleotide messenger RNA. RefSeq names its product enoyl-CoA hydratase domain containing 2 (gene ECHDC2). Gene Ontology annotation, molecular function: enoyl-CoA hydratase activity. NCBI's taxonomy places the organism in Eukaryota, Metazoa, Chordata, Aves, Gaviiformes, Gaviidae. The record is from RefSeq and is a predicted model, not a curated record. Gene Ontology annotation, biological process: fatty acid beta-oxidation. The coding region runs from base 83 to 823 and encodes 246 amino acids. Gene Ontology annotation, cellular component: mitochondrion. The transcript is spliced from 10 exons.
CCCCGCGGCCGCCCCGCGGCGGGGCGCGGAGGUGCUGGUGGGCGCGGCCGGCGGGGAGAGCAGCGGUAUUGCUGAAAUCCUAAUGAACCGACCCCACGCAAGAAAUUCAUUGGGAAAAGUAUUUGUAAAUGAACUGUUCAGUGCUUUGGAACAACUCCGCUUUGAUGAGAAGGUUCGUGUGGUGGUGUUCAAGAGUGAAGUGAAAGGUGUAUUUUGUGCUGGUGCAGACUUAAAGGAACGUGCAAAGAUGGAUGAUGCAGAAGUUGGACACUUUGUUAAAAGGCUGAGAAAUCUCAUGGAUGAAAUAGCUGCCCUGCCUGUACCCACAAUUGCUGCAAUAGAUGGCUAUGCAUUGGGUGGUGGACUAGAACUGGCGUUAGCUUGUGACCUUCGAGUAGCAGCUUCAUCAGCUAAAAUGGGCCUCAUUGAGACCACAAGAGGGCUUCUUCCUGGAGCAGGUGGAACCCAGCGCCUGCCUAGAUGUGUUGGAAUAGGUCUUGCAAAGGAACUCAUUUUCACUGGUAGACAGAUUGAUGGACAACAAGCCUUCUCAAUGGGAUUAGUAAAUCACACAGUGCCACAGAACAAUGAGGGAGAUGCAGCUUACCAGAGAGCAUUAGCUUUGGCUAAAGAAAUCCUUCCUCAGGCUCCGUUUGCUGUGAAAAUGGGAAAACUGGCAAUAAACAGAGGAAUGGAGGUUGACAUUGCGUCAGGGAUGGUUAUUGAGGGGAUAUGUUAUGCCCAGAAUAUUCCCACAAGAGACCGUCAGGAAGGGAUGGCUGCCUUCAGGGAGAAACGACCACCUCAGUUUAUCGGCAAAUAACGCUUCCUAGCUUCCCCUUGAUUUUUUGAAGGUAAAGGAGGACUGGAGGACCCACGGAUUUCUUGGGAUAA